AAACACAUGUAUUUUCCUGUUUAAAUUUAGCGAAUUGGUCCUCUGCCUGUCCCUUGAUUUAGCUAUUGGGCUGAGCCUUGCUCCUCCCUUCCCUACUCGGAUAGGAGCCACAGGGAUCUGGAGCUCGAGCUUCCAAAUUGAGCUGGCCUCAGGCCAGGUGACCUUUUCUUUGCACUGAGUCGGAACAGGCUUCUCUCAGCCAGGCAUCUCCUCCAGUGGGAUCCGCCAGCGCGUCCAGCAGCACCAUGUGGGUGACCAAACUUCUUCCAGUCCUGCUGCUGCAGCACGUCCUCCUCCACCUCCUUCUGCUUCCCAUCCCCUAUGCAGAAGGACAGAAGAAAAGAAGAAACACACUUCAUGAAUUCAAAAAGUCAGCAAAGACUACUCUAAUUAAAGAAGACCCAUUACUGAAGAUAAAAACAAAAAAAAUGAACACUGCAGACCAAUGUGCCAAUAGAUGUAUUAGGAAUAAAGGACUUCCAUUCACUUGCAAGGCCUUUGUUUUUGAUAAAGCAAGGAAACGAUGCCUCUGGUUCCCUUUCAAUAGCAUGACAAGUGGAGUGAAAAAAGAGUUUGGUCAUGAAUUCGAUCUCUAUGAAAACAAAGACUACAUUAGAAACUGCAUCAUUGGCAAAGGAGGUAGCUACAAGGGAACAGUAUCUAUCACUAAGAGUGGCAUCAAAUGCCAGCCUUGGAAUUCUAUGAUACCACAUGAACACAGCUUUUUGCCUUCGAGCUAUCGGGGUAAAGACCUACAGGAAAACUACUGUCGAAAUCCUCGAGGGGAAGAAGGGGGACCUUGGUGUUUCACAAGCAAUCCAGAGGUACGCUACGAAGUCUGUGACAUUCCUCAGUGUUCAGAAGUUGAAUGCAUGACCUGCAAUGGGGAAAGUUAUCGAGGUCCCAUGGAUCAUACAGAAUCAGGCAAGAUUUGUCAGCGCUGGGAUCGUCAGACACCACACCGGCACAAAUUCUUGCCAGAAAGAUAUCCCGACAAGGGCUUUGAUGAUAAUUAUUGCCGCAAUCCUGAUGGCAAGCCGAGGCCAUGGUGCUAUACUCUUGACCCUGACACCCCCUGGGAGUACUGUGCAAUUAAAAUGUGCGCUCACAGUACUAUGAAUGACACAGAUGUGCCUAUGGAAACAACUGAAUGCAUUCAGGGUCAAGGAGAAGGUUACCGGGGCACCACCAACUCCAUCUGGAAUGGAGUUCCCUGUCAGCGUUGGGAUUCCCAGUAUCCUCACCAGCAUGACAUAACUCCUGAAAAUUUCAAGUGCAAGGACCUACGAGAAAAUUUUUGCCGAAAUCCAGAUGGAGCUGAGUCACCCUGGUGUUUUACCACUGAUCCAAACAUCCGAGUUGGCUACUGCUCCCAAAUUCCAAAAUGUGAUGUGUCGACUGGACAAGAUUGUUAUCGUGGGAAUGGCAAAAAUUAUAUGGGCAAUUUAUCCAAAACACGAUCUGGACUAACAUGUUCAAUGUGGGAGAAGAACAUGGAAGACUUACACAGGCAUAUCUUCUGGGAACCAGAUGCUAGUAAGCUGAAUAAGAAUUACUGCCGGAAUCCUGAUGAUGAUGCCCAUGGCCCCUGGUGUUACACGGGAAAUCCUCUCAUUCCAUGGGAUUAUUGUCCUAUUUCUCGUUGUGAAGGUGAUACCACACCUACAAUAGUCAAUUUAGACCAUCCCGUAAUAUCUUGUGCCAAAACAAAACAACUGCGAGUUGUAAAUGGAAUCCCAACGCGGACAAAUGUAGGAUGGAUGGUUAGUUUGAAAUACAGAAAUAAACAUAUCUGUGGAGGAUCAUUGAUAAAGGAAAGUUGGAUUCUUACCGCAAGACAAUGUUUCCCUUCUCGAAACAAAGACUUGAAAGAUUACGAAGCUUGGCUUGGGAUUCAUGAUGUCCACGGAAGAGGAGAUGAGAAACGCAAACAGGUUCUAAAUGUGUCCCAGCUGGUAUAUGGGCCUGAAGGGUCAGAUCUGGUAUUACUGAAGCUUGCUAGGCCUGCUGUCCUGGAUGAUUUUGUUAGUACAAUUGAUUUACCUAAUUAUGGAUGCACCAUUCCUGAAAAAACCACUUGCAGUGUUUAUGGCUGGGGUUAUACUGGAUCAAUCAACUCUGAUGGUCUAUUACGAGUAGCACAUCUCUAUAUUAUGGGGAAUGAGAAAUGUAGCCAAUACCAUCAAGGGAAGGUGACUCUGAAUGAGUCUGAAAUAUGUGCAGGUGCCGAAAAUAUUGUGUCAGGACCAUGUGAGGGAGAUUAUGGUGGCCCACUUGUUUGUGAACAACAUAAAAUGAGAAUGGUCCUUGGUGUCAUUGUUCCUGGUCGUGGAUGUGCCAUUCCAAAUCGUCCUGGCAUUUUUGUCCGAGUAGCAUAUUAUGCAAAAUGGAUACACAAAAUUAUAUUAACAUAUAAGAUACCACAGUCAUAGCUGAUGUAACUGUGUUUGAGGCUUGCAUCAGUACAAUUCCCUUUUACAUGAAGAUUUCGGAGAACAUGGAAUUAAAAUGUCACUGAAAACAAUCCUGAGACAACUACUUGAGUGUCAUGUUUGUUAAGAUACUCAUUAAUAUUUAUGGGUGUUUUCUGUCGUUUCGUUUGUCAGUGUUAUUUUGUAAAUGUUGAAGUGAAUUAAGGUACAUGCAAGUGUAGUAACAUAUCUCCUGAAGAUACUUGAAUGGAUUAAAAACUGCAAAGGUAUAAUUGCUGGAUGAUAAAAGAUUUAAUGGAAAAGUUCAAUUACUCUCUCUACGCUGCUUUCCAAGAUUAAUUUCUUAAUAAUGAAUAAGCCAUGAGUUAAACAUUAUUUUAACCUCACAAAGACAAUUUAUACCUGUGCCCUUAAACUGUAGCUCUAUAUUAAAUUAAUUUACCUUUCAUACGCAAUACACUAUAUUUCAUUCAUUCCUCCUCACUGUGUAUCUUGUAAUACUGGUACACAUACUUUUUAUGAAAUCAUGUACCCAUAUAAUCCUACCUGGGUGCACAUGUGCAUGCACUAGAGUUCAAAUCGUGGUAUAUCUAAUGUAGCCUCUAAAUAUUUUGAGUGCUUACCUAUAUAGUUUGUCCUUAAGAGGAAACCAUAAAUGUCUAAAGACCAGUAGAAAAUUUAAGGAAAGGUGCAAGACAGAAGUGACCAGCUCAUUCUCUAGAAAUAAUCUGCAGAUGAUUUCUACUGGUUGGCAUUUAAGGUGUGGUCAUGACCCACAAAGUUAAGUAAUGCCUAAUCUAGGUGUUUAAACAUAUUUAUCAUCCUAGUCAUUGUGUAGUUUCUAAUUCUUAAAAGGAAGAGGGUAAUAUGUGUAUUAGUAUUAUUUCUUUCCUUCAAAUUUAGGGACACUUAUUUAUGAAAGAUAUUUUUAGAUCUACUUUCCUAAAAUACUUUUUACUAGUCUUAGAUAAUUGUGUAAUUGAAGCUUAAAAAUGUUUCGGUCUUUAAAAUGUAUUUAAGUAGGUUAAUUAUAAGACUUGCUGGGUGAUUGGCUUGUAGUUCGCCUUCUUUGAAUUUUUAAAGAUUAUUUCAGAGGAAAAUUUCCAUGUAUCCCCAAAGAUUUGUAAAGAGACUUCCAUCAAACUAUGCAUUACAGUACAUAUUGAAGAAAAAAAUCAGAAUACAUUUCUUAACCUGGAACUCUUUUAGCCUAAUAAAACUUUAUUUAAGUAAAGGGGAAAAAAUGUAAUAGGAAAGGAAAUAAACUAGCUUGUCUAAACUCUGAAUUCAGUUAUAUUUUUAAAGGAGAGUUACAUCUGCUGAAUGAAAGAUUUUUAUCAAGGUAUCUAAAUUUUGUCUUAUUUCAUUUUACAACUUUGGCAUCUUUCUAAUGCCAUGGGGAAUAUUCAUUUGAAUUUUGUAUUCUGUCUAAUAAUACCAGAUUAUCAUGUUUAUUAUUGUAUUUGACAUGAUUAGCUAAAAAAAUCAUGUAUUUGUCAAGAAAUGAGAUCACAAGGACUAAUAGGAUAGGCUGUGAAUUUUCACAAAACCAUCCCGUACAAAUUUUAAAAUGAUUAUUUGAAUGCUCCCAAUCCGGUAUCACCAUUAUCUCUCAUGUGUUUUUCUUGAAUAAUGUCAAUUAAGGCCAGAUAUCCUAAUCAUGCUCUAAAAGUUUCAUAGGACACUGUUUAAUCUUGAGUAAAAUGCUCUUAAAUUUACUUGAAAACUUAGUCCACAGAGUGUAGGACAGCAAGUCGAGAAAUGCCUAUCCAAAUUGUGCAAUGGACACAUAUAUACAUAUGUGUGUAUGUGUCCAUUGCACAAUUUGGAUAGGCAUUUCUCGACUUGCUGUAUAUGUACAUAUGGUCAGAUAUGUGCUGGUAUCAAGAAACAGGGAAAGCAAAGAGACUUCCAAAAGCUGUCAGUCCACACCAUCUUAUUUGAUUGUAUUUUUCUUUCCUUAUAUGAUAUAUCAUUCUAAUCCAAACACUAGGAAUUUCAAAGGUAUAUUGUCCAAAAAUUAUUUUUCAGUUUUUUCCUGCUGAACUGGCAAAAUUUUAUUCAGUCAUAUAUUAGCGAUAUUUGUAAAACAUUUAUGAAAUUCUAAUACUUUUAAAAACUCAUAUUUUAAAAUAUUUCUUAUACGACUUUUCUUCCAAAUUUCCAUGGAACGAGAGAUAGGGAUUCCCUAGAUACAAGAUGAAGCUAACUUUGUAGAUAUUUUGAAUUCACUGUUUUCCAUUUUCUUAAAGGGUGUAAACAUACCACUCAUGAAACAUCAGACAUGGUACACAAAGCAGUUACAGCUUUGGGAAGUUCCCUUUGUAACAGAGGGAGGUCAGCAGAACUGACAAUAAAAGCAAGAUGAACAAGAUCCAUGUUAUUUUAGGUGGUAGGACAAUGGAUAAUAAUAAUGUCAUUUUUCUCUGGUGAAAGAUACUAUUUCCUGGGCAUUCUUUUCUUAAUAAAUGAUAAAAAAUGAAAAAUCCAAGUUAUCCAAAAUCCAUUGUAUUUUGAGUAAUGGACAAAGGGAGCUUUUAAAUUAGAAGUUUUUAAUGCUAUUUUUGUUUGGGUUGUUUGAAUAAUGGUUAUGUGCAGUUGUCACUGUGGACAUUUUCUUAUGUCUUCCAGGAAUAGUAAUGUAAAAUUAAAAUAUUUGUCAUAAUGCCUCUGCCGUGCAGAAGGGGUGAUAAUCCUUUUGUAUACUUCCUUAAUUUUAUUGUAAAAUAUGUAAUAAGUUUUACCUAUUUGCUGUGGGCAGGUCCCCAGUAAAAUGGUUUAUAUUGAAUCAAUUUCUAGUAUUAACAGGCUCUCGCUUGCUAUCUGAGUGUUUCAAACUGUGGGAAAUUUGAGACACUGGAAGGCAAGAAAAAUAACAGUAAUGGCAUGUGAUAGCAAAAUUGUAUUUCACUUAUUCCUGUGAAUAUUUCUUGUUGGUACCAAUGGUACUAUACAAACUGAAUGUUAUAGCCGCAACAUUCUCUUGGGGGGUAAAAAAAAAAGCACUGUCAAGAAAUUGUUGUCAGACAUUUUGUUGUUGUUGUUGUUGUUUCUAAAUAUCUUCAUUUCAUUUUUUUUAAGAAAUAAAUACUGGUAUUGCAAUAUAGAAAUCAUGAGGUAAGGAAUUUUAAUAAACUCUCUUGCUAAAAACUUUAAAUUGAUUAACUAAGGUUCCAAAUAUAACUACUUUCAAUUAUAUUACAUAUUGAUAGACAAACUCAUUUGGAGAAAAGUCAACUUGAAUAAAAAGACAUAGUUGUGUGUCAAUACCUCUCAUAAUAAAGUAUCUUUUAAUGUUCAACUGAGUUUUGUAGUAAGAAUUUACUAAUACAAGAAAAAUGUUAACAUUUUCUGGUCCCUAUAAAUCUUGACAGUGUAAUUUUAAGUAGGUUCAUUUCCAUUUGCACAGAAAGUUUCUAUCUUUAGGAAACUGAAAAGGGAAUACUGUGGAUGUUAUAACUGUUUGUCUUGGUGUAAAUAGGAAAUUGAUAAGCUGCCUAUUGAGUGGUAUGGCUGGAUGCUUACCCAAAAGGGGACACUGUGGUUAUGACUUGUGUAUAAAGUUCCUGUAGUUAAUAAAGUUGCUAUUUUUAUAACCAUGAUUAUAUUAUUAUUCUUAAUAAUAAUAAAAUAUUUUAUCAAAA
Molecule: messenger RNA, 6076 nt
Organism: Lynx canadensis (Canada lynx)
Lineage: Eukaryota; Metazoa; Chordata; Mammalia; Carnivora; Felidae
Gene: HGF
Product: hepatocyte growth factor
Exons: 19
Coding region: 246-2432 (728 amino acids)
Biological process (GO): positive regulation of protein phosphorylation; proteolysis; hepatocyte growth factor receptor signaling pathway
Molecular function (GO): serine-type endopeptidase activity; signaling receptor binding
Source: RefSeq, a predicted model, not a curated record